Molecule: messenger RNA, 390 nt
Organism: Strongylus vulgaris
Lineage: Eukaryota; Metazoa; Nematoda; Chromadorea; Rhabditida; Strongylidae
Source: the annotation of a GenBank genome assembly
AUGAGUGGUUUGCGACACGGCCGGUAUGCACUGCACAUCAGCCAGAAAGUGAAGAUCUCAAGUUACGACUUCAUACAUGCUUACAUCAAUAAGCAAAACAGCAAAGAAGGAUGGAAAUGGAGCUGGUUUCAGGCGUCAAAGAUUGAUCGACUUCCAUGUCCCAUACAAAAUUGGGUUGCUAGACUUCUGUUUCAUAAGCAUCAGCUGGAUUAUCAAAGGCCAAAUGCGGUGAUCUCUGAGUCGCAUAAUCAUUUCUUAUCCGCUCCUGCAGUAGAAGCAAGUGAUGAAGCUCCUUCAUCAGCAUCAAGCGCGAAUACUCUUGAAACCCAAACACCUGCUACACACACGACAUCUGGUGUGAACACUGAAGCGUCUAUACCAGGAAAUGAG